Molecule: messenger RNA, 3230 nt
Organism: Platichthys flesus (European flounder)
Lineage: Eukaryota; Metazoa; Chordata; Actinopteri; Pleuronectiformes; Pleuronectidae
Gene: gucy1b1
Product: guanylate cyclase 1 soluble subunit beta 1
Exons: 13
Coding region: 107-1963 (618 amino acids)
Biological process (GO): response to oxygen levels; cGMP biosynthetic process
Cellular component (GO): guanylate cyclase complex, soluble
Molecular function (GO): guanylate cyclase activity; heme binding
Source: RefSeq, a predicted model, not a curated record
GGGGGCGUGGCCGCAGCAGAAACAGCAUCUGUAGCAAACGAUGAAGGUUGAGUCUCAAUCAUCGGGUUUUAUCGCAGAAUAAGGAGAAAGAGGAGCCGCCGACAUUAUGUAUGGAUUUGUGAAUCACGCCUUGGAGCUGCUCGUUCUGAGGAAUUAUGGACCGGAAGUGUGGGAGGACAUCAAGCGGGAGGCCCAGCUCGACAUCGAGGGCCAGUUCCUCGUCAGAAUCAUAUAUGAAGACGGCAAAACUUACGACCUUGUUGCGGCUGCAAGUAAAGUUCUGAAGAUCGACGCAGGAGACAUCUUGCAGAUGUUUGGGAAGAUGUUCUUUGAAUUCUGCCAAGAGUCCGGAUACGACACCAUCUUGCGAGUGUUGGGAUCAAAUGUUCGUGAAUUCCUGCAGAAUUUGGACGCUCUGCAUGACCACCUGGGCACCAUCUAUCCCGGCAUGAGGGCUCCCUCGUUUCGCUGCACCGACGCCGAGAAGGGAACCAAUCUGAUCCUUCACUACUACUCGGAGAGGGAGGGCCUGCAAGACAUCGUCAUUGGCAUCAUUAAAACCGUCGCUCAACAAAUCCACGGAACGGAGAUCGAGAUGAAGAUGAUCCAACCGAAGAGCGAGGAGUGCGACCACAUCAAGUUCCUCAUCGAGGAGAAGGAUUCGGAGGAGGAGGCGUUCUAUGAGGAUCUGGACGGCUUCGAGGAGAACGGCACGCAGGAGACUUGGAUCAGUCCGUACACGUUCUGCAAGGCCUUCCCCUUCCACCUCAUGUUCGACAAGGACCUGAUGCUCACCCAGUGUGGGAACGCCAUCUAUCGAGUGCUGCCACAGCUUCACCCGGGCUCGUGUAUCCUUCCAUCCGUCUUCUCUUUGGUCCGUCCUCACAUUGACUUCAGCUAUCACGGCAUCCUGUCUCACAUCAACACCGUCUUCGUCCUGCGAAGCAAGGAGGGCGUGCUGAACGUGGAGACGGUGGAGAACGAGGACGAGCUGACGGGUGUGGAGAUCAGCUGUCUGAGAUUGAAAGGACAGAUGAUUUACUUGCCAGAGGCGGAGAACAUCCUUUUUCUCUGCUCACCCAGUGUCAUGAACCUGGACGAUCUCACGCGGAGGGGGCUGUACCUGAGCGACAUCCCGCUGCAUGAUGCCACACGUGACCUGGUGCUGCUGGGCGAGCAGUUUCGUGAGGAGUACAAACUGACCCAGGAGCUGGAGAUCUUGACGGAUCGUCUGCAGCACACACUCCGGGCCCUGGAGGACGAGAAGAAGAAGACGGACAGAUUGCUCUAUUCCGUUCUGCCGCCAUCUGUUGCCAACGAGCUGCGGCACAAGCGGCCCGUCCCGGCCAAACGCUACGACAACCUGACCGUCCUCUUCAGUGGCAUCGUGGGAUUCAACGCCUUCUGCAGCAAACACGCUUCGGCCGAGGGCGCCAUCAAGAUCGUCAACCUGCUCAACGACGUCUACACGCGUUUUGACAUCCUGACAGACUCUCGCAAGAACCCUUAUGUGUACAAGGUGGAGACGGUGGGUGAUAAGUACAUGACAGUGAGUGGCCUGCCGGAGCCGUGCACGCACCACGCCAAGUCCAUCUGCCACCUGGCUCUCGAUAUGAUGGAGAUCGCUGGACAGGUCAAAGUGGAUGAUAAACCAGUGCAGAUCACGAUCGGUAUCCACACAGGGGAAGUGGUGACUGGGGUGAUCGGGCAGAGGAUGCCCAGAUAUUGUCUUUUCGGAAACACGGUCAACCUCACCAGUCGUACUGAGACGACUGGUGAAAAGGGGAAAAUAAAUAUAUCUGAAUACACCUAUCGGUGUUUGCAGUCUGCUGAGAACGCCGACCCUCAGUUUCACUUGGAGUAUCGAGGACCCAUCACCAUGAAAGGAAAGAAGGACCCGAUGAAGGUCUAUUUCCUGUCCAGGACGUCCACAGACUCAGAGUCGGCCACAGAAGAAGCUUGAGCGUCCAAAGCUGAAACGAGUCUGAUGAAGACUUCAGUCUGGCUGGGGUUUGAGAACGAGACGGAUUAGAAGAGGGAUUAUUUAUCCACAGACAGAUAUUUGUAGGAUUAUGAACCACAGUUUGUUUUUGAUCAAAGUGAACCUGUUCCCUGUUUUCUCCCUGACUAGUAACAUCACUUCACAAUAUUUUUUGGGGGGUUAACACAGCAUUGCAGUGUUUCAUGAUCAGUUAAAGGCAGACAUACAAUGUUUGAUUCACUCUUGGACAGAAAUAAGUCAGAAGGUUUGGAUAAGAAAACUAUUUUCCAUCUCUUACAUGUUUUUAGUUACUAAUUUUAUACACUGUCCUUCUGAAGUUUGCCAAAUAUAUUGAGAAUCUAUUCAGCUUGCCAAAAUGACUCAUUUCACCUCAGAUAAAUGAAAUACUGUAUUUUUCACCGUUGGAAAAACAAUAAUUGCAUCUGUAUAAAGAGUGUAAUUCAGAUAACAAUACUAGUAAUACACUCUUUCUUUGUAGUAAAAAUUAAAAUCAAGACAUUUGUGCCAAACAUUACUGUCUAUUUGAGAUAUGAGAUUUUACACUGAAUAUAUUUCACAGGCGUCAAGACCAUUUAAAGAAAUCAGAAUUUAUAAAUGUAGUAUUUAUAUGGAUUUAAUGUUCUUCUUUAAAGAUGUAUAACAUGUUGCGUUAUUUUUUUAAGUCACAAACGAUGCAGUGUUGAGCCAUCACUAAACCUGUGUUAUCAUAUAUAUCAAUCACUGAAUCCUAGAAUAUUGUCCCAUAAAUAUAAAUGUGAGUAACCACGACUUUAUUUAACAUAUUUAUUGCACCUUUCUACUCAUCACACAGUCAACAUGUCUGGUUUUAUGAAAUAAUAAUGAGUUAUUAUUUUCAACUGAGCUCUGUUACUUCUACUUAUUUAUUGUUAGUGUCACUUUUGUAUUUAUUCUUUGACUCUUUAGUUGAAAUGUAAUGAUCACCCGUAGUGAAACAAAUGUAGUACAUUUUACUAUGGAGGAAACUACUGUAGAAGUAAAACUGUGUGCUUUAAGUGUUUGGUUUAUUUCACGUGUGUACAUGUGCUGUAUUUUUUCACCACGUUUUUUUCUUUUUUUUUGUACUACACGUCACAUAGUGUCCUCUCCAAGAAGAAGAAACAAACCGGUGCCUCAUGCGCUGUACGAGUGCAGCUCUGUGGUUCUCAGACAGGAUUGUUUUAAUAGUGUCUCUGUGGGGAGGUGAACUAAUAAAAACAGUCGAAAGACA